CAGAGCCCCGCCCUCUCCUCCCCCCUCCCGGUGUCGGGUGUCCCCUCGGUUCUUCCAGACAUUUCCAGGUCGGUGUCUGGCGUCACCUGAAGUCUGUAGAUAAAGUGUGUGGGCAUCGGGAUGGCACACCAGCCUCUUACCAGGAGCACCAUGAAGUCUCACCUGUCCGGAGACCCGCUGCCACCCGGCUGGGAGAUCAAAGUGGACCCGAACACCGGCUGGCCCUUCUUUGUGGAUCACAAUAACAGGACGACCACCUGGAGCGACCCCCGAAUACGGGACAAGAUGAACCAACCAAUGGCUAAUGGUCCACCCCAGGAAAGUCCAAGGCAAAGCAACAUCUAUUACCCUCAGCUUAGGCCUGGUUACAUCCCAAUUCCAGUUCAUCAUAACGGUGUGGACAACCAACAGCAAUUUCCAUGCUACUACCUACAACAGCCAAGCAAGCAGAGAGUCAAAUGUGAGCCUGCCAUGCGGCCACAGUCUCCCAUGACUGGCUUUAAUCGCCCUCAGUCUCCCGCCUGGACCUCGCCGGAACCUCUUCAGACCGAAAGACCGAGCAGCCAGCACUCUGGGUCUCCACAAGGACAAUCGCCACCUCCUUCUGUCGCAGACUCAAGCAGCCUGUCGCAGUCUCCUGGCAGGCAGGGCCCCGUGAGAACAAAUUCUGGAAGCCACCAGUUGCCACGUGGCUAUAUUCCUAUACCGGUGAUCCAUGAAGGAAAUGGGGCCCGUCAGUCUCCUCAGAAUGUCCAGCAGGCACAGAAGUCGAUCUACCCACAGCCUGAUGGCCACUCACACCAGCCAGUGUUCCAUAGAAUCCAGGAUGAAAGAGACUCCAAGCAGCCGGUGAAAGGAAGAACGAUGUCUAGCCGAGAGAGUUCUCCUCCCAGAGUGAGCUCCCCAUCUCCGAUUUCUGCUCGAGUUCAGCAGAUCCCUGUGCAACGGAUCUCCCCUUCAAGAGUUCAUAUGGAUAAUUCUCCCACCACAGUCCCAGUGCAGAUGGGUUCUCCCACCACAGUCCCAGUACAGAUGGGUUCUCCCACCACAGUCCCAGUGCAGAUGGGUUCUCCCACCACAGUCCCAGUGCAGAUGGGUUCUCCCACCACAGUCCCAGUGCAGAUGGCCUCUCCCACCACAGUGCCUCUGCAGACAAGAUCAGCCACCCCAACCUCAUCGCAAAUGAGAUCUGCUACAAUUGACUCAACCCAGACUACUUUCCCAACUCCCACCCUACACCAAGUUGGCUCUGCCACCACCACUAGCCCAGUCCAGGCAGAACCUGCCAGUAUAAGCUCAGUUCAGACUGGUCUUGCCACCGAUACUCCAAGCCAGUUUUCAAACACUGUGCCAACUCAAACUAGCUCUGCUGAGGUAGAAUGCAAACCAUCAUAUGCCCAGAAAGAAGUCAAGGAUGAAAUGCAGUCUUCAAAUGUUGUGGAGGAAAGACCUGACUUCAAGGAGACUCUCCAUGAAAAAGAAGCUGAAGAAGCAGAAUCCCAAGAAAAGCAUCCUGGAGUGCUGCAGGUGGAGCGGAUAUUAGGCAGGGUGCAGGCACUGCAGGAGGCAGUUUCCAACUUCCGGGGCAGUAAAAAUAAAAGGUAUCUGAUGCUGGAAGAAUACCUUACCAAAGAGCUACUGGCCCUAGACUCAGUAGACCCUGAAGGCCGUGCAGAUGUUCGUCAAGCAAGGAGGGAUGGUGUCAGAAAAGUCCAGAACAUUUUGGAGGCUCUGGAACAGAAAGCCACUGAUAGCAAAGCUAUGGACAUGCCUGCAAGCUCACAAGAUUCAGUGGAGGGUGACGGCAUAACUGGUGUGCUGGAGAAUGCCUCUGUACCCACCACUGAUGCGCAUUAGCUGCUUGGAGUGUGAAAGUUUACAGACUUUGCGAUCGCUGGUUUGGUUUGAAUUUUACAGUCGAAGAAGUGCAUGCGCUUUUGUUUCCUUCAGACUGCUGAUCUUUUUCUGCACCUACCAGCAUGUGGACAUGAAUGAAUGAAAGUAAAAUUGUUCGAAAUCAGUAAUGAUGCUCUUAAAGUGAAGCGUUUAAUAAAAAGUUGUGUGUUCCUUUUGA
Rana temporaria (common frog) is the source of this 2074-nucleotide messenger RNA. It is a transcript of the gene BAG3, whose product is annotated as BAG cochaperone 3. Lineage: Eukaryota; Metazoa; Chordata; Amphibia; Anura; Ranidae. The coding region runs from base 121 to 1857 and encodes 578 amino acids. The record is from RefSeq and is a predicted model, not a curated record. Gene Ontology annotation, cellular component: cytoplasm; membrane; cytosol. Gene Ontology annotation, molecular function: protein-folding chaperone binding; adenyl-nucleotide exchange factor activity. The transcript is spliced from 4 exons. Gene Ontology annotation, biological process: muscle cell cellular homeostasis; protein stabilization; negative regulation of striated muscle cell apoptotic process.